CUCACUUGUUGACACUACUGACCUGUCAGUCUCGAAUUCUCAGUCCUCCAUAGAUCAUUGCUGUAUUCUAGAUUCCUAAAAAACGCACAAUCAGUGGGUUCUCUCUCCCUCUCACCUCAUACGUCAUGAUAACGCAGAAACAAUACACAGAACCGAGUAGGAAAAGAAGGACUGGGCUCUGCCUUCCUCCAUUAGAGAACUGUCAAAAGAUUUGUUGUAAAAAGCAAAGAGGGAUGCUUAGAAAGAGUAAACACAGGGCUUCAUCAUGCAAGAAGUCAAUAGCUCAGUGGGAACCUUCCUAUGUCUCUACAUACUCUGAUGACUUCAAUGCUAAACUAGCUCCAAUUAGAAUGAAGGUUGUGAUAACAAAAGAAACAGACUCACAUCUUUCUAUUGGUGGCCUAGUCCCUAACGUGACACCAGAGCCAGCUCUGCUACGUCACAUGCACUUCCAAUCAAACUACAACAAUACCUAUCAGGGAAGAAAGAAAGACACCAAAACUAUGAACACAAUAGUAGAGGAGAUAGAAGAAGAAGAUAAUGGAAAAGAGCCUGAAAAUAGCCAAAAGGGAGGUGGAGGGAAGAAAAAGGAGGAUGAGGCCAGAUAUUCUCUCCCAAAAGUGUUUGAUAGCACAAAGACACAGCCAAGAAUCCUGUCCAUAUUUCAGCAGGACUAUCAGGUUCCAUAUCUGACAGAAAAUCUAAAGCCUCCUUCAAAGAGACGUCCAGUUGAUUGCUACAGACCAUUGCCUUUGGUUUCUCAAGGAUAUGUGAUGCAGACUUCUUAUGACAGGGACUAUGGGAGGAUUAAGCUACCAGAGCUGGAGUUUGUCUCACCAAAUGGUAAGCUGCAAAGAGAUAAGAAUAAAGUCCAAUUCAAGGACAGUUAUUGCAUUUAACGUGCCGAUUUCAAUUGUCAAAACUAUUACUGUGUACUUUAACAAUAAAUAGAUUAUUUCACAUUAAUUUUACCUUAAAAAUUACAAAAACAA
This is a messenger RNA of Amphimedon queenslandica, 992 nucleotides long. RefSeq lists its product as uncharacterized. Lineage: Eukaryota; Metazoa; Porifera; Demospongiae; Haplosclerida; Niphatidae. The transcript is spliced from 5 exons. The record is from RefSeq and is a predicted model, not a curated record. Bases 126 to 899 code for a protein of 257 amino acids.